UACACAAUCCCGCCUCUCUAUCGUGAAGGUCAACAAAAUCAAAUAUGUACUGCUGAGAUAGCUGAGAAGCGGGCUCCCCGUGCCACCCCUUGUUGUGUCUAAACUGGGACACUUCGGCAGACCACCACUCCCCUCUGUUCCGGUCUGACAGAGACUGCGCGAGGGAGAAUAAUGGGGAUCAAGAUGAUUAACACGCUGCUAAUAAGUGUUGCGGUGGUGCUUUUCUGUGCAAAAAACGCUCUUGGUAAUGGAACUACAUGUAAUUUUGAUGGAUCCUUAUGUGGGUACUCGUUUUCUGCAGAUGAAGAUAGAUUUAAGUGGCAACAGAUUGGAAGAAAUAAGGGAUAUCCAACUGAAGAUCACACGAUUGGCACAAAAGGUUUUAACGGACAGUUCCUUACAGUCAAGUGGAGAAGUGGUAAUGCUGGAAACCAGAAAGCAAUUAUAACAUCACCACGAAUUCCUCAGACAAAUCUUCCAUGUAGUAUAGGAUUUUAUUAUAACAUGAACAGUGACCAAAUAUCAUUAACCGCACACGUGAAAACUGUGUCAACGCAACAGACAAAACAAAUAUGGGCUCAUCAAGUAAGAGGGCAUGGUUGGACAUACAGUGGACCGAUUGAUAUCACUUCGUUCUCCAACCAAGGGGACUUUCAGGUUCUGAUUCAAGCCCAAAUAAAGCCUGGUUUUGCUUUUAGUAAGGUCGUAUCCGUCGACGAUGUAACAUUCACUGGCUGUGGCAAUGGCGCAGGCCCUGUAAAUCCAACCUCAUCAACUUCCUUGUCUACUCUCAAAACUACGACCAUGUCUUCCACCACAUCUAGUACGACAAUUUCGAGGAAAAUUACUACCUCGAUGCCAUCUUCUCUUUCGGAUUAUGGGUCACCGUGCAACUUUGAUGGCAGCCUGUGUGGUUAUUCUUUGACUUCCGAUGAAGAUAAAUUUAAAUGGCAGAAGAUAGGAAAUAACAAAGGAAUGCCAACCGAAGAACACACAAAUGGUCAUAUAUUGGGGUCAAAGGGAGAAUUUCUCACAGCCAAAUGGCCAAGUGGUAAUGCUAACGGCCAGAAAGCAACCAUAUUAUCACCGGUUAUUUCACAAACAAGUACUUCGUGUAGCAUGGAGUUUUAUUAUUACUUUAACACCGACCAAAUAACACUAACAGUUUUUGUAAAAACGCUAUCAACAAAUCAUCAAAACCAGGUGUGGGUCAAUAAAGGCAUGGCGCUAUCUUGGACAAGUAGUGGAUCCAUUGAUAUCAGUUCUCUUUCUAAUAAAGGGGACUUCCAGGUAAUGAUUCAAGCCCAACUGGAAUCCAAGUAUUUGUUUUCCAAGGUGGUAUCCAUUGACGACGUUUCUUUCAGUGGAUGCAAUUGUGCCAUUCCUCCAUGCAAAGGUUUAGUAACUGGUACUUUUUCAACAUCUACCACCCCGCCAACACUGACUCCAUCAUCUACUAAAUCCACUACGGUGCAGCGUAUCACUUCAUCGACAGCGACAACUCCUGCGGUAAAAGGGUUUGGAGCUCCAUGUACAUUCGAUGGAGCCAUGUGCGAUUACACCGUCACUGCGGACAUGCCAGACAGUUUCAAGUGGCUGAUGAUCGGUAUGAAUAAAGGUCUCCCAACAGAAGAUCAUACCAUAGGGAGAGUAUUUGGUUCUAAAGGACAAUUCAUGAUGGCAAAGUGGUCGAGGGGAACAUCCGGCCAACAAACAACAAGUAUGACGUCACCGGUAGUAUCUCAGACAAAUCGACCUUGUUCCAUGUCGUUCUUCUACUAUUUCAACAGUGACGACAUAAGUCUGGCUGUGUAUGUACUAACUUUGAAUCUAGUUCAACCAAACAGGAUUUGGUACAAACCAGGCAAUGGAGCCACCAAUGGUUGGGAGUCCAGUGGUGUUUUAGAUCUUAGUCAGUUCUCUUCUGGGGGACGAUUCCAGGUCCAGAUCCGGGCACAAAUGAAACCAGGUAUUACCUUUGGCAAGAUCGUCUCUGUUGAUGACGUAUUUUUCUCCGGAUGCGAUUGUUCUACUCCACCCUGCACAGUACCAGCAGUGAUCAACACGCCCUCCCCAAGCUCUUCAGUGUCCACGACCGUCACAUCUGCUGUGCCCGUAGUAUCAGAGCCAGAUUUAGGAUUGGGGGCUCCAUGUACAUUCGAUGGCUUUGAUUGUGGUUAUUCAGUGGCAUGGUCCAGUGCAAAUUACAAGUGGCAGAGGACCGGUGCUAAUAAAGGCAUGCCUAACUAUGACCACACAGUUGGGAGUGUUGUAGGAUCAAAGGGCCAGUUUAUGUAUGCUUACUGGGCAAACGGCAUGCCAAACAGUGAAAGGACAACCAUUCAGUCACCGGUUAUAUCAAGAACCACUGGCCCAUGUUAUAUGAAAUUCUACUAUUACUUCAAUAACGCCGACGGAGUGCAACUGUCAGUAUCAUUAAGCACGAUUCCGGUAGGACAGGUGUACCAAGUUUGGUCUUCUACUUCGACUCGUUUCGAUACGUGGAAAAGUUCUAAUGCGAUCGACAUUAGUCAGUAUUCCAGUUUAGGAGAUUUUACG
Molecule: messenger RNA, 2559 nt
Organism: Lingula anatina
Lineage: Eukaryota; Metazoa; Brachiopoda; Lingulata; Lingulida; Lingulidae
Product: MAM and LDL-receptor class A domain-containing protein 2
Cellular component (GO): membrane
Source: RefSeq, a predicted model, not a curated record